Prorocentrum cordatum is the source of this 2653-nucleotide messenger RNA. The record is from the annotation of a GenBank genome assembly. NCBI's taxonomy places the organism in Eukaryota, Dinophyceae, Prorocentrales, Prorocentraceae.
GCGCGCGUUCCUGCGGCUCACGCACGCCCGCUUCCGGCCAGACGACUGGCCGAGGACGCAGGCGCCGGGCCGGCGGAACUUAUACCUCGAGACCUUCAUCUUCGAGCACCGCGGGUUCCUCUCCGCAUCGCCAGGCUUUCGGCACGGGUCAGCCGCGGCGAUCUCGUGGGACGAGCGCUCCGUGCACGAGGCGCUCUACCGCGGCUGGGCAGAGAGGAGCCCGGCCGCUGUCGCCCAGCUGCCUCGGCCCCGUGCGGCUCGGAGCGCGCACCUCUGGGCAGGCCUACGGCUCGGCGGCUGGAUGCUGGUGGCUGCUCUUCUGGGGGCAUGCUUGGGGCUGGCUGUCUCCGGCGAGUUCACGGCCUCGGUCGUCAUGCCCCGGCUGCUUCUGGCAGGCGGGCAUUUUGGUUCGAUUGCAUACUCAACGGACGCAUGGGCCACAUUCUCUCGCUUGCUGAUGGCCGGCGACUCCGCACCGGCGGCGCUGGCCGCCACCUGGCGGGGCAAGGAUUUCGAUUCUACAUUGGGAUACCCAGGGGAAGGACCUGGCCAACAGCCAGAGAUGGAAGUUGACGACUUGCGCCGGGGGGUCCGCAGGUUGGACUUCGACGAGGCGAUGCCGGCCGUGCCGCCACACCCGCCGCCGACGCGUUGGCAUUGCCCUGUGGCCGGCUGCCCGUGCGCCGACCCGGCCAGGCACCACGGUUGGGCCAACGCUCAAGGCCUCCAUCGCCACUUGGACGCGCACCUCAGCGGGCAGCUCGCCGGCCAAGUGGAUUCCGAGUGGCUUCGCCGGCACGGCCGCGCUCGAUGCCGAGUCUGCGGCUUCAGCGUGGGGGCCAAUCGGGGAGUGCACCCCGCGUGCCGCCCAGCGGACCGCGCAGCCCUCCGGGUGGCCGCCGCGCCGCAGCCAGUCCACGCGGCCGCCGGCAGAGGGGUUGGGGAGGGCCGCCCGUCCCUGGCGAGCGUCCACGCCGCGAGCGUGCCCACCCUCCGGUACGUCCCCAAGCGUGCCCGGGCCGCCUGGUCCCGCGCGCUCACUCGCUGCCUUGCGGGUGUGGUGGCGCACAACUCGGUGGCUGCUUGGACGGACUUGCAGAUGUUGGCCAAAACUGUCCUCAGCGUGCCCCCGCGCACUGGCCGCGACCACGAAUCGGCCCUCGCGGCGUUCACGUUGGAACGACUCGCGCGCUGGGAGGCGGGCGAGCGACAGUCGCUCUGGCAGGAGGCGUGCGACGCGCAGCCUGGCCGCCGUCGUCGGCCAGCCGGCCCGCCCACGGCCGAACUACGGGCAGCGCGCGCCACGGCCUACGCCGCAGAGGGCCUUCUGGCCAAAGGGUGCGCGGCCCUGACGGCCCAAGGUCUGGCCGAACAGACGAGGGAGACGGUGCUGGCCCUCGAACGACUGCGCCCGAGGGCGCCUGCCGAGCCGCUCGGGCACCUGGACUCGCUCCUGGCCGCGCCAGAGCUCGCGCCCAACGCCGUGCUCAAGGCCUUGCGCGCUUUCCCAAAAGGCGGUUUUCGGCUCCUCGGCGCGCCGAUCGGGGACCAGGUCUUCACCGAGGCCUUCACUGAGCGACGGGCUACCAAGGUGGGGCCGACGUUGGCGGCGCUGGAGACCCUGCACCCGCAGGUUGCCCUCCUUCUUCUCCGGCACUGCGCGAGCUUUGGCAAACUGGUCUACUGCGCGCGCACCGCGCCGCCGGAACUGCAGGCUGGCGCCCUCCGAAGUUUCGACGCCGCGCAGCGGGCUGCCCUGGGGGGCUUACUGGCCGCGGACCUGACAGACGCCCAGUGGCGCCAGGCCUUCAGGGGUCUGGCGUACGCCGGCCUGGGCUUGCGGCGGCUGGAAGCGCACGCGGCGGGCGCCUACCUGGCGAGCCUCGGCGCCACGCGGCGCCUGUGCUCGGAGCUGGACCCGGCGUGCAGCUGGGCACCAGAGGAUGCGGGCACGCGGGCUGGAGCUGCUCUCUCUGCGCACAACGCGCAGCUCCCGCAGUCCGCCGGCCUGCGCCCGGGCGCUCUCGAGACGGCCAAGCAGAAGGACCUCUCCGCCGCGCUCGACGACUAUUGGCACCGACACUUUCUGGAGAACCUCGGGGCAGCCGACCGCGCGGACAUCCAGUCCGAGCUGCUCCCCGGCGCGUCGGGCUUCCUGGAAGUGGCGCCCAACGAGAAGCUGGGGCUGCUUUUCGAGCCGGAAGAGUUCCUCACCGAACUGAGGAGGCGGCUUCUGAUGCCGGUCUACGACGCGGACCACUUCUGCCCCUGUUGCGACGAGCCUUGCGACCGGCACGGGCGACACGCGGGCCUCUGCGCGGGCGCGGGGGACUGGGUUUGCCGGCACAACGCCGCGCGCAACUUGGUCGGGCGAUUCGCCGCCGCUGCCGGCUACAACCCGGAGCUGGAGAGGCCGGGGCCCCUGCCGCCGCGCCCGGGCGACGACCGCGCUAUCGGGCGCCGCCCCGCCGACGUGCACAUCCCGAGCUGGCACCUAGGCGCGCCUGCCGCUUUCGACUUUGCGGUCUCGUCGCCGCAUCGGCAGGCUGCCCGGGGCAUGGCUUUCCAAGGGAUUGGAAGCGCCGCCGAGGCGUACGAGGUGGUCAAGCGCACCCACCUCGACACAGAGGUGUCGCGGGUGUUUGAGAUCCCG